This is a messenger RNA of Menidia menidia (Atlantic silverside), 1482 nucleotides long. The record is from the annotation of a GenBank genome assembly. Lineage: Eukaryota; Metazoa; Chordata; Actinopteri; Atheriniformes; Atherinopsidae.
AUGAGCCCGACGGGCCCGAGCCCGAACCCCAACGUGCCGUCUGAGUACUGCAGCACCGUCCCGCCGCUGCAGCAGGCGCGCGCCGCCGGCACGCUCAACUCGCCGCCGCCCACCGUCAUGGUGCCCGUGUCCGUGCUCAAGCAGCCCAGCAGCGACGCGACGGUACGGCCGCCCGCGGCGUUCCCGCGGCAUUCCCGUGGCGUUCCGGUACCGUUCCGUUGGCGUUCUGGUACCGUUCCGGUACCAUUUUGGUACCAUUUCGGUGGCGUUCUGCUGGCGUUCCGGCGGCGUUCCGCUGGAGUUCCGGUGGCGUUCCCACUGCGUUCCGGUACCGUUCUGCUGGCGUUCCGCUGGCGUUCCGGUACCGUUCUGCUGGCGUUCCGCUGGCGUUCCGGCGGCGUUCCGCUGGCGUUCCCGUGGCGUUCCGGUACAGUUCUGCUGCCGUUCCGGCAGCGUUCCGGUACCGUUCUGCUGGCGUUCCGCCGGCGGAACGCCGGCGUUCCCAUGGCGUUCCCAUGGCGUUCUGGUACAGUUCUGCUGCGUUCCGGUACCGUUCCGCUGGCGUUCUGCUGGCGUUGCGCUGGCGUUCCGGUGGCGUUCCGGUACCGUUCUGCUGGCGUUCCGCUGGUGUUCCGGUACCGUUUUGCUGGCGUUCCGCUGGUGUUCCGGUACCGUUUUGCUGGCGUUCCGGUGGCGUUCCGGUACCGUUCUGCUGGCGUUCCGGCGGCGUUCCGCUGGUGUUCCCAUGGCGUCCCCAUGGCGUUCCGGUACAGUUCUGCUGGCGUUCCGGUACCGUUCCGCUGGCGUUCCGGUACCGUUUUGCUGGCGUUCCGAUGGCGUUCCGGUACCGUUCCGUUGGCGUUCCGCAGGCGUUCCGCUGGCGUUCCGUCGGCGUUCUGGUGGCUUUCCGGUACCGUUCCGGCGGCAUUCCGGUACCGUUCUGCUGGCGUUCCGGUACCGUUCUGCUGGCGUUCCGGUGCCGUUCUGCUGGCGUUCCGGUACCGUUCUGCUGGCGUUCCGGUGCCGUUCUGCUGGCGUUCCGGUGCCGUUCUGCUGGCGUUCCGGCGGCAUUCCGGUACCGUUCUGCUGGCGUUCCGGCGGCCUUCCGCUGGCGUUCCGGUACCGUUCUGCUGGCGUUCCGGCUGCCCCCGCGAGCAGAAGCGUGUCUGGUUUGCCGACGGCAUCCUGCCCAACGGAGAAGUCGCCGACACCUCCAGGCUGUCGGCGCCGAGCCGCCGCAGCUCACAGGACGCAGCCUCAGAGCCGAGCUUUGAAUUUGACCAGAUUUUUGUUUUUCUCUACUGUGUACGGCUGCUAAAUGCAGCAGAGUUGUGUUUUUUUCCCCGUUUUUUCCGGCCGGCUGUUCUCACCACGUCGGCGUCCGUGGAAACGCGGAGCCACAGCGAGUUGAUGCCGCUGGCGGCGAGCACGGCGAGGUGCGGCGUCAGCGCGCUGCAGGUCGCCAUGGCGAUCUCCUUCUGA